ACAAAGACUCUUUCGUACGACACAAGCAAGAGUCUUGAGACACAAGAAACCAGAAAAAGAUGCUUGAAACCGUAGCAAUAUGGGGCAAGAUGGUGUCGAGUAUUAUGCUCAUUUGGGCGAUGUACUCACAAUACAUCCCUCGCCAUAUACGAUCUCAAAUGGAGAUAUACUUCUACAAGCUACUCGGAUGGCUCUCAUUCUACGUCCACAUCAAGUUCAGAUAAGUUAACAAAUCGACUCGAAUAAUAAAACAAUUUGACGAGUAACAGAUUUUUUUUUUUUUUUUGCUAAAACGUUAAUAUCAUAUAAAUAUGAAAAAAGGAACUUACAAAGUUGUAAUCCUAAUGACAACACUUCCAAGGCAAAAAAAGGAAAAACAAGGAAGUAUUACAAGGUAGUAUUGGAGUUUCAACCACCAUUUCACGUAAACUGAAGCCAAGAGGACAAGAGGGUGUUGUAUUUUCUCUUGUCUCUUCUUCCUAAGAGAAUGUUGCGCACCUCUCGAUCAAUAAUCCUAAACACCGUGUUCGGUGGGAUAAGGACCUGAUUAUGGAGGAUAUUAUUUCUCUGCCGCCAAAUGUGGUAGACAGUUGAUUGGGUAGCUAUCUUCUUCAAAAUGGAGACAUUUAGACCACGUGGUAGACGAGUAACAGAUAAUGGGAUCUGCUAAUCAGGCCCAUACAGUUAGACCACGUGGUAGUUUUGUAGUGUUAGGUGAGAUCGAAUCAUCUAUAUAUAACAUACACUCGGCUUAUGAAGCGUUAGGUGAGAUUGAAUCAUUGAAAUAUACGCACAUCCCUCCCUCUGACACUACACUGACUCACCCAUUGGUGUAUAAUCAAUUUUUUUUUAAAAAAAUGGCAGAUGUUGUAGUGGUCUCUGAGACCAUAGUUCGACCAGAGAGCAACGAGGAUGGAUCGGAUCGGGUUAAGAUCCACCUCACUCCAUGGGAUCUCAUCUUCCUUCGAACUGAAUACCCACAAAGAGCUCUUAUCUUCCCGAAACCCGACCCGAAAAUCAACGUGAUUUCUCAACUGAAGUCCUCUCUUUCCGCAGCUUUGAAGAUCGUCUAUCCAUUCGCUGGACGUCUAGUGAAGAUCCACAACGAAGACGACGAAACGGCGUCGUUUUACAUAGACUGCGAUGGCUCGGGUGUCAAAUUCGUGCAUGCAGAUGCUAAAACUGUGUCGGUGAGCGAUGUUUUAGAACGUUCGGGGGAUAACUGGAACACGUUUUUUCCAGCAAACGGAGUUAAAAGCUUAGAAGGUGUCACGGGGUCUUUGCUUGCUCUCCAAGUAACGGAGUUGAAAGAUGGAGUCCUCAUCGGAUACGGCAUUAACCACUUGGUUUCUGACGGAGCUUCCUUCUGGAGUUUUUUCAAAACCUGGACGGAGAUUUGCUCCGCCGCCCGGAAAACGUUUCCUCCUUUGCCUCUCCGUGGCUGGUUCCUCCCAGAGAUUGAUUACCCGAUUCGGAUCCCCAUCUCGGAGACAGUACCAUCAUCACCCGUUAGGGUUGUUGCAUCUUCCUCGUUGCUCUAUCUACGAAAGAAGAUGUUUCGGUUCACGAGGAGACACAUCUCCGAGCUCAAAGCGAAAGCCAACGCCGAGGUUGCUGCUGCUGCUUAUGGCGAGCAUCUGAAAAUCUCGUCGUUUCAAGCCGUUUUGGCGCAUAUGUGGAGGUCAAUAAUCAGAAACAGUGAUCUCGAUCCGGAAGAAGUGAUUCAUUUCAAGUUGCCUAUGGAUUUGAGACAGAGGCUAAACCCUCCGCUCCAGAAAGAGUGUUUUGGAAACAUGGUCGGACUGCCCACAGCCAUUACAACGGCCGGAGAGAUGCUUGACAAUGGACUGGGUUGGGCUGCUUUGCAACUGGACAAAACUGUGAGGUCGCAAACGAAUGAAGAACUCAAGCGUUUUGCUGAGGAUUGGGUGAAGAACCCAAAGAUACCGAAUGGUUUAAUGUUGAAUAAUUCCUUCCUUGUUGGCAGCUCUCCGCGGUUCAAUGUGUUUGGAAACGAUUUUGGUUGGGGUAAACCGAUUGCGGUUCGAGCUGGACCGGGAAUCUCUGGCCAUGGUAGAAUCCUUGUUUACCCGGGAACUGAACAACGAAGCAUGGAGAUUCAAACGUGUUUAUGGUCUCACGUUUUGGAUAAAUUAUUGGCUGAUGCAGAAUUUUUACAGCAUGUCUUAUGUGUUCAUCCAAGUCGAUUGUAAUUCUUUCUUUUAUGUUCUACAUUUCUGCUAGGCAAUCUGUGUGUUAAAGAAAUAAGAAAAAAAUCAUAUUUAAACAAUAGACAAUAAUAGUGCUAGUGGUAGCUAGUACACUAACCCCUCCAAGGGCUUUUGUUCAAACUUGUUUCUCCAGUUUAUGAUAUUACUAGUGGUAUUCCGGCGCGUAAGGUUCGUAUGUUUUAAUCUCUAAUGAGUUCAAAAUCGUUCAUAAUCCUUGAAUCACCAGUAUAUGUGGAUAAGCUCUUACAUUGUGUGUGUGUCUGUUCUUUUACCUGCUUUGUAUGAUGUUGUUGGAGAUGUUACAUUUUGAUGGUCGAUAUGGGUUUCUAGCAAACAUAUAUUAUGUUUUUAUAUUUUCUAGUUGUUGGGUAUUUUUUUUUUCUUUUGAUUGUUCAUUAGGAUAUAUAAUUGUUUCUACUAAAUAGUAAAUUAAUAAUUUGUUUUAGGAAAUGUCACAUUAUACAAUUAAUGUAGUAAUAUUUUCAAAAUCAUCUUAGUAGAAAGGAGAGGUUUCUGUUUCUAAAUUCCCAACGUUGGUCCUCAUUUGUUUUGUUGCUGAUUUUUGAACUGUAAAUUUAUUAUAAUGUGAUAACUAUAGGUUUAUUUUAGGUCAAUAGAUGUGUACUUCUAUAGUUUUAUGCCGAGGAGAAAAUGAUAGUUUUUCGUGCUAUUUAAAUGUGUAAUGAAGAAGACGGAUAGCAUGUGGCGAAGAAGGGUAAGCAUUUAUAUCUUUUAAAUUUUCUUUAGUUUGCUCCAAUUAUUGCUAUUGUAUACUGGUUAAUGGUAAUUGUUUUAAUUUUUCUUAAUGUAGAAGCUAAUUGCAUGUGGAUUUGGAGCUUAGAUUGUAGGCGUUUGGGAUGACUGAUGAAGGAGUGAUAGGGCACGAAAAAAAUUUAUUUAUUUGGGAUAAGUUUGGCUUAUUAUCCAUUUGGAGGUGGAUGUUAUUUUGUUGGUUUACUAUGUUCCCGGACCUUGAUUUUCGUGUAACUUUUUUUUUUGUUUCAAUUCAUUUUUUCUUGUCUACCAACAUAUUUUUUUUUGUCACAUUUGUUGUUGUAAUUAGUAAUUUUUGGUGUAAUGUUUUAGAUUAAUGGUUGAUCAUAUUUCGUAUUUGUGUAAUGAAAUCUGCCUUAUAUCAGUAAGUUGCGUAAUAUUUGUUUGUCUCUUCUUUAAGUUGAGCAGUAAGGCUGACUUCCAAUCAACUCAACCAAUAUGUUGAUAAACCAGACAUUUUUAUAGGAGAUCCGUUUAGGAUGAAACGGUUUCUUUGUGGACGUUAUGCAUUUCGCUUAAAUGACAAUUGAUGUAUAAUUUCUUACCAAAUGGAUUAUGUUACUUUUCAAUGUGUUUGAAAUGGCCGAGUCAAUUUGAUAGACAAUUUAUUUGCUUGAUCAUCAAGAAAUCAGAAGAUAGGUUCUCGUUCUAAUAAAUUUGAUGGCUCCAUUUUGGUUUUCAGAAAUCAUGUUCUUUCUUGUUUGUUAACUAAGAAGUAAGAGUUUUAAAAUGGGCAAUUGUCAAUAAUAGUACAUUUUGAGUUUUUGUCACAAAAAUGGCAUUAGAAAGAGAAAGUCACAAAAAUGACAUUCAUUAAAGGA
This is a messenger RNA of Brassica napus (rape), 3826 nucleotides long. RefSeq lists its product as uncharacterized. The transcript has a single exon. Lineage: Eukaryota; Viridiplantae; Streptophyta; Magnoliopsida; Brassicales; Brassicaceae. The coding region runs from base 657 to 2213 and encodes 518 amino acids. The record is from RefSeq and is a predicted model, not a curated record.